CCCCGAGGAGGCGGUCCCAAGGAGGAGGAGGAGGCGGUCACGGCCGCGGCUCCCUCUCCUGGCUCUCUGGAUGCGCCGAUGGAGCGGGAGGUGGGAGUCGGUCGGGCUGGCGGACGGCGAGCCCCGUGCUCCCUGCCGCCGCCCCUAGGUAAGAGCCCUGCCUCCUUCGCCCUCCUCCCUCCCCCGGGAUAAAGCGGCGGCCCGGGCGCCGCGGCCGGUCUCUCCCAAGCCGGUCCGGUCGGGUUAUUAUGGCAGCGCUUGGAGCCCUUGUGAAGAAAGUGUGGAGUAUCCGCCGCUAUCUGGUGCUGCUCUGCACCCCGCUGGUGCUGCUGUCUGUCCUCUUCAGCCUGCCCCCCAAGGAAGGAAAAUGCCUCUACGUAAUUCUGUUGAUGGCCGUAUACUGGUGCACCGAAGCUCUGCCCUUGUCUGUGACCGCUCUACUUCCCAUAAUUCUCUUCCCCUUCCUCAGUGUCCUCCCAGCCAGCAAAGUUUGCCCGCAGUAUUUUUUAGAUACCAACUUCCUCUUCCUGAGUGGCUUGAUCAUGGCGGCUGCCAUUGAAGAGUGGAAUCUGCAUCGUAGAAUUGCACUGAGAAUCCUUAUGUUGGUGGGAGUCCAGCCGGCCAGGCUUAUUUUAGGAAUGAUGCUGACCACUUCCUUCUUGUCCAUGUGGCUCAGUAACACGGCUUCCACCGCUAUGAUGCUACCUAUUGCAAUGGCUGUUCUGAAGAGCCUCUUCGGAGACAAGGAAACAUCUCGGGACCUCAAGAGGGAAAAUGAGGAAAGCCAAGCCUCUGUACAUCAGAAUAAACUUCACACCGUGCCAACUGAGAUGCAGCUUCUAGCAAAUGUUGAUGAAAAAGACUUGACAGAGGAGAAGGAAGUCACAAUUGAAGUUUCCUCAGACAUACAGAAGGAGGAAGAGCACAAGAAGAAUGUAUGGAAAGGCUUCCUCAUUUCGAUCCCUUAUGCAGCCAGUAUUGGUGGAACAGCGACGCUGACGGGAACUGCCCCAAAUCUCAUUCUUUCAGGACAACUCAAAAGCUUUUUUCCAGGGUGUGACGUUGUGAAUUUUGGCUCUUGGUUUGUGUUUGCCUUUCCCUUAAUGCUGCUGUUCCUUCUUUUUGGAUGGCUCUGGAUCUCAUUCCUUUAUGGAUGCAUUAGCUUGAGCUGGAGAAAAAAGAAAUCGGAGAUCAGAGCUGAUGCAGAAGCCAGAGCCAGGACAGUGAUAAGGGAUGAUUAUCGGAAGCUGGGACCAAUAAAGUUUGCUGAACAGGCAGUAUUUGUACUUUUCUGCUUAUUCGCAAUCCUGCUAUUCUCCAGAGACCCUAAGUUCAUCCCAGGCUGGGCAAGCUUGUUCACACCAGGGUUUGUCACCGAUGCUGUUACUGGAGUCACAAUAGUGACAAUAUUGUUCUUCUUCCCAUCGAAAAAGCCGUCCCUUAAAUGGUGGUUUGACUUGAAAGCACCGAACACAGAGAACCAGCCCUUGCUGACUUGGAGAAAAGCCCAAGAAAGUGUACCAUGGAAUAUAAUCCUAUUGCUUGGAGGAGGUUUUGCCAUGGCAAAAGGAUGUGAGGAGUCUGGCUUGUCUGUCUGGAUUGGAGGCCAGCUUGACCCUCUGGAGAACCUCCCUCCUGCUGUAGCUGUUAUUCUCAUUACAGCAGUGAUCGCGUUAUUCACAGAAUUUGCAAGUAAUACAGCCACAAUCAUAAUCUUCCUGCCUGUCCUGGCAGAACUGGCCAUUCGUCUGAAAGUGCAUCCCCUCUACUUAAUGAUACCAGGAACCAUAGGGUGCUCAUUUGCUUUCAUGCUUCCGGUCUCUACACCCCCAAAUUCAAUUGCCUUUGCUUCUGGGCACUUACUGGUUAAAGAUAUGGCAAGGACGGGUCUGCUUAUGAAUCUGAUGGGAGUUUUGUUUCUGAGUCUGGCUAUCAACACUUGGGCCACGAGCAUCUUUCAGCUGGGCAGCUUUCCUGACUGGGCCAACAUCCAUUCAGAAAACACGACCCUGCUGGUGGAUGUGCAGAACGUCACUCUAAACUCAAUGAGCAAAUUAUGAACAGAACAACCUUGUUGCGGGAGGAGCGCUCCCCCUUCAAAUUUGGGCACUGAAUUAGAUCCACAGAAAGUACAAGAACGCACAGGUGAUGGCGUCGUUGAUGCCCCUCCUUAUACAGGACUGCCAUGUUCCUUUUAUGUUUGUUUUUAUAAAUAUUUGUGAGUACUCACUGGAUAAUUAUUUUGUGCCUUGGAAGACUCUCUCCACUUUCAUGCCAAAAACCUCCCAUCAGGCAGUUCUUAGGUAGGUUUAGACCUUAGUGCUGCAUUGAAUUCCACCCUUUGAGUGUGAAUCCUAGGACACUGUGUGUAAAUAAACAGUGACUGUGAACUGCAAGCCCUCUGCAAGUAGCUGCAGUGGAUUCUGUGAAAAACUGCCAAGUCAGGAACACUAUUAAUACACAUAUUAUACCCAAUCAGAUCAUAUCCAUUAUUCAAACGUCAUGUCUUGUUAGACCUUGUACAGCCAUGAUCCUAAAAUCUGCCUAUAGUGGUCUGUAGCCUGACUACUCACACAAAAUGCCCCUAUAGCCAAUGGAAUAUUGGAAGAUGCCUUAUACUGAGUGAGAAUGAGAGAGAGAUACCUCAGUAUAAUCUGUCUGCUGCUGUAUUGUCUCACAGGCAGCAGCUCCCUGGGGUCUUAGUCAAGGUCUUUCUCAGUCGUAGGUGGAGAUGCUGGAGUUUGUACAGGGUACCAUUUGCAUGCAGUGAUAAACCAAAAGAAAGAGAUCCCUCAAUAAGACAUACAAAAUAUUCAGUUAAUGGAAUAAAGAAUGAAUGACAAGAAGAAUAAAUUAGUAAUGAAAUUCAC
Messenger RNA from Podarcis raffonei (Aeolian wall lizard), 2870 nucleotides. It is a transcript of the gene SLC13A3, whose product is annotated as solute carrier family 13 member 3. Gene Ontology annotation, biological process: monoatomic anion transmembrane transport; citrate transport. The transcript is spliced from 13 exons. Gene Ontology annotation, cellular component: membrane. The record is from RefSeq and is a predicted model, not a curated record. Lineage: Eukaryota; Metazoa; Chordata; Lepidosauria; Squamata; Lacertidae. The coding region runs from base 249 to 2060 and encodes 603 amino acids. Gene Ontology annotation, molecular function: citrate transmembrane transporter activity; succinate transmembrane transporter activity; sodium:dicarboxylate symporter activity.